Molecule: messenger RNA, 6445 nt
Organism: Doryrhamphus excisus (bluestripe pipefish)
Lineage: Eukaryota; Metazoa; Chordata; Actinopteri; Syngnathiformes; Syngnathidae
Gene: otud7b
Product: OTU deubiquitinase 7B
Biological process (GO): protein K63-linked deubiquitination; protein deubiquitination involved in ubiquitin-dependent protein catabolic process; protein K11-linked deubiquitination
Cellular component (GO): nucleus; cytoplasm
Molecular function (GO): zinc ion binding; DNA binding; K63-linked polyubiquitin modification-dependent protein binding
Source: RefSeq, a predicted model, not a curated record
CGUUGUUGUUGUAAGUGGAGUGGAAAUUACUUUGUCGCUGGUGGUCCGGCUUGGGAUUGUACGCACACUUCCACCCAAGAAGAUGCCCCAAAGUUGAUCAUUGUCAAUUUUUGUAAGCACGCGUGUCACCUACGAGUGUCAACUUGUGUAGUGGAACUACAUCGGGGGAGGAUGAAAACGUCGCCGAAGGUGCGGCUGUAAGCGACCUGCCAUCGCCGGGCCGCCCCCCCAACCUCUUCUCGACUUCUCCUUGUGGUUUUCCUUUUCCUUUUUUACAUUUCUUUCACCGGACGCGGAACGCACACUUUUGAAUUCAUGAUCACAUGACUGUGGACAUGGACUCGGUCCUGACUAACUUUCUCCAGUCCACGGGAGCAGAUCCAGGACUGGCCAGAGACCUGCUGGAAGGCAAGAAUUGGGACCUGAGGGCGGCGCUCAGUGACUUUGAGCAGCUGCGACAGGUGCAGGCCGGGGGCUUGAUGUACCCCUACCCCGAGGAGAGGACGUACUUGUCUCCGGAGAAGGAGAAGGCCAGACUAGGACGGCCCGUACUCCAGCGGCAAGAUGAGGUGGCGCAAGCUGCGGAGAAGUCUCAGCUGAGGUCCUCGCCCGCUGCCUCCAUGGCCCGCACGCACACGGCGGGCAACGCCGAUCAGCUGCUAAACACCCCCGAGUUCACCUUCCAGCUGCCGGACCUCAGCAUGUACCAGGACGACUUCCGGGUCACCGAGAGAGACCUGAUCGAGAAGUCCAUGAUGGUGGCGCUGGAGCAUGCAGGGCGACUCAACUGGUGGACCAAGGUGGUUCCGAACUGUCAGAGUCUGCUGCCGCUGACGACCACUGGAGACGGGAACUGCCUCUUACACGCCGCCUCGCUCGGUAUGUGGGGGUGUCACGACCGGGACCUGUCACUGCGCAAGGCGCUGCUGGAGCAGAUGUCGCACGGCGUGGAGCAGGAGGCCCUGAAACGCCGCUGGAGGUGGCAGCUCACCCAGCAGAACAAAGAGUCCGGCCUGGUCUACAGUGAGGAGGAGUGGCAGAAAGAGUGGAAUGAACUUCUGAAACUGGCCUCCAGCGAGCCCAGAGUCAACUACAGCAACAACGUCAACAACAGGGGGGAGUCCUCAGACGAGCCCGUCUACGAGAGUUUAGAAGAGUUCCACGUGUUCGUCCUGGCGCACGUCCUCAACAGGCCCAUCGUGGUGGUGGCCGACACCAUGCUGAGGGACUCCGGAGGAGAGGCCUUCGCCCCCAUCCCAUUCGGAGGCAUCUACCUCCCUCUGGAAGUGGCGGCCGCCAAGUGCCACCGCUCGCCGUUGGUCCUGGCCUACGACCAGGCGCACUUCUCCGCCCUGGUCCCGAUGGAGCAGAAGGACAUCUCCAAAGAGCAAGUGGUGAUCCCGCUCACCGACUCCGAGCACAAAAUGCUGCCUCUGCACUUUGCCGUGGAUCCCGGGAAAGACUGGGAGUGGGGCAAGGACGACACAAACAACGUGAUGCUAGCGAGCGUGGCGCUCUCUUUGGAGGCCAAGCUCCAGAUGUUGCACAGCUACAUGACUGUCAACUGGCUGCCGCUACCCUGCGAGCAGGCCCCGCUGGCCCAGCCCGAGUCCCCCACCGCGUCUGCAGGAGAGGACGCCCGCACGCCGCCGGAGUCCGGCGAGUCCGACAAAGAGUCGGUCAGCAGCAGCUCCAACGGAAACGGCGACAGCGCUGCGGCCUCCGCGGUCAACGGUGGCGGGUCCACCAAGAACGGCACCUCGGCGGCGCCCCCGCAAGGACACAAGGACAAAAGCAAGAAGGACAAGGACAAGAAGAGGGCGGAGUCUGUAGCCAACAAGCUGGGCAGCUUUGGCAAGAACCUGGGCAGCAAACUGAGGAGGAACGUCGGCGGGCUCAUGACGGGGAAGAACGCCGGCAGCAGACUCGCCAAGAAGGAGGGCGGGAUCAAGAAGAAGAGCUCCUUCCGAGGGGCAAAGGACGCCAAAGAUGGCUCCCCGUCCGCCCACGUUUCUGAGGAUUCCGGGAAGGGCUCGCCCUCCUCGGGCAGCGAGCGCCUCAACGGGACGGGCAGCAGCAUGAGCAGCGGGGGCAGCAGCACGGAGAGCGAGACCUACAAGUACGGCGCCGACGUCAAAGUCAGCCUGGGCAUCCUGCGCGCCGCCAUGCAAGGCGAGAGGAAGUUCAUUUUUGCCGGCAUGCUGACCACGGACAACCAGCACCCGCUCCGGGAGCAGAGGAUCCAGCGCUACCUCACCGAGGUGGAGGAGCGCUUCCGAGCUGAGCAGGAGCAGCGGCGCGAGUUGGAGCGCAAGGGCGUGGCCUACGCCGUGCUGCCCCCAAAGAAGGAGGCGGUCUGCGGCGGCGGGGAGCUGAGCUACCGGCCUUACGAGGCCAAAGAGGAGCUCUCGGAGAACUCUUCGGCGUCUUUGAGCCAGCACAAGACCUCCCUCCUGAGUCCGGCGAUGUACGCGGGUGUGAUGCCCAUCCCGCGGCCCUCCAUCGUAGACCAGGGUUCCGCCCCCACACAGCUCCUCAUGCACCCCCCUGAUUCUCGGCGCCAGCUCGCGGGCGGCUCGCCCGCGUCCUCUUACAACGGCCUGCCCUCUUACGUCACCCUCCCGCGGCACUGCACCACGUCUUCGCAUCCCCAGUGCAAUAACUCGCAAGGCCCCGCCCCCGCCCCCGCCGCGCCGCUGUACCCCGCCGAGUUCGACCCGCCAGACUACCCCGGUAGCGAGCCCGGCGCCGGGAGCUACGCCAACGGCUUCCUGGAGCCUGGCGGCGCCGCGCCGACGGUCCGGCAUCACUCGCUGGGCAGUGCCGGCGGAUUGGGCGGCCCGCAGUCCAGCCACUGUCGGACCCCCGCCUGCAAUUACUACGGACACCCCGAGACUGGCAACUACUGCUCUUACUGCUACCGGGAGAAGAAGGACACAGAACCCGUCAUCCAGAGGUUCUGAUUGGAACCCGGACUUCACGAUGAGUGGCCUUUUUUUUUUUUUAGGGCACACGUGGACCAGACCAAAACACGGCCCCCACCUUCCACCCUCCCACUUCUUAUGUCAACCGGUGGUCUCGGUAGAACUGAACCAGGUGGUCUCUGACUGCCUUUGAAGGGAGAAUCAAACUAACCGCACUUCUGUUACUUUUUUAUGCAGGUUGGAGUACGCGACUCCUCCUUGGCUUGGCCACUGUCGCCCCCUAGUGGAGAGAAUGUACAUGACAGGCGCCGGCACUCAUUCUCACCCAUAUGCUACAUACAUUAUACUGUACAGUAUACAUGUACAGUAUACAUUAUACUGUACAGUAUACAUGUACAGUACAUACAGUAAACACUAAGCGUAGACACAAUGAUGCAAGCAUAAACAAACAGUGUCACCGCUCUUUUAUUUCCUUAUUAAUAUGCGACAUGAAGGGACGGUUUAUAUUUUGUUUCUUUCACUGCUGUCGCCCCCGACAUGUGGGGGCACUCAAACCGGAACUGGAAGGCACCGUGCAGCAGAUAUUUCCACUAGACGCCCCGCCGGCACUGAAUGCAAACACACUGACUGCUAGGAUUAUUUUCCGGCGAAGGAAAUACUAAUCCCAAGUUUAAACCCUCACCUGACCCCCAACCCUAAACAUAAUCCCGCUCCGUACCCAAACCUUGGUUGCUAACUCUUAACCAAGUCCCUCAUCUGACCCAAACCCUGGCCCCUGACCCUAAACUGAAUCCCUAAAUUUAAACUUAAUCCCUCACCCCACCCUAAACCUGGGACCUAACACUAAACUUGAUCCCCCACCGGACCCAAACCCUGGCCCCUGACCCUAAACUGAAUCCCUACAUUUAAACUUAAUCCCUCCCCCACCCUAAACCUGGCACCUAACCCUAAACUUAAUCACCCAUCGGACCCAAACCCUGGCCCCUGACCCUAAACUGAGUCCCUAAAUUUAAACUUAAUCCCUCACCUGACCCAAACCCUGGCACCUAACACUAAACUUAAUCCUUCACCUGACCUAAACCCUAAACUGAAUCCUUAAAUUUAAACUUAAUCCCUACCCUACCCUAACCCUGGCUCCUAACACUAAACUUAAUCCCCCACCAGACCCAAACCCUGGCACCUAACACUAAACUUAAUCCCUCACCUGACCCAAACCCUAAACUGAAUUCCUACAUUUAAACUUAAUCCCUCCCCCCACCCUAAACCUGGCACCUAACCCUAAACUUAAUCACCCAUCGGACCCAAACCCUGGCCCCUGACCCUAAACUGAAUCCCUAAAUUUAAACUUAAUCCCUCACCCCACCCUAAACCUGACACCUAACACUAAACCUAAUCCCUCACCUGACCCAAACCCUGGCCCCUAGCCCCUAACCCUAAACUGAAUCCCUAAAUUUAAACUUACUCCCUCACCCCACCCUAAACCUGGCACCUAACACUAAACUUGAUCCCCCACCAGACCCAAACCCUGGCACCUAACACUAAACUUAAUCCCUCACCUGACCCAAACCCUAAACUGAAUCCCGAAAUUAAAAUUUAAUCCCUCACCCUACCCUAACCCUGGCACCUAACACUAAACUUAAUCCCUCACCUGACCCUAACCCUCAACUGAAUCCCUAACCCUAAACUUAAUCCCUAACUUUACCCUAAAGCUAAACUUUAAUCCCUUGGGGUCACUCACCCAAAAUUUAAUCCUAACCUUCUUAACCUGAAGGCUUCUUAACUUUAAUCUCUCACCCUAACCCUGUUCCCUAAACCCUAAACUUAAUCCCUAACUUGAAUCCUUCACCCUAAGCAUGGUCCCUCACCCGAAAUAUAAUCCCUCAAUUUAUGAUAGUUCUAAAUUUUAAUCCCUCACCCUGUCCUAACCCUCUGUGACUUGAGUCUUCCUUUUGUGUACUAAUGGAAGGGAAAGGGCGAGGGGGGUGGUUGGGGCGGGGGGGUACUUACUAAAAUAAAAGCAUAUUUCCACCAAAGAUGGACAACAUCUUUAUUUAUUUGCCCAAUGGCACAUAAAAAACGGUACUGGGUUUGCGUCGUAUUUACUGCCAAACGUAAAUGACAGCAUUUACGUUGUCCGGUUGCCAGGUGUGUCUCCGUACGGAAGGACCACACCCGCCUCUUCCGUAGCGGGACCGCCCCCCAAAGUCUCCGCCCCACCCCCCCACGAGCUUCCCUUUUUCUGCACAAAUCAAAGCACUUUUCCCAUGUCUGUCAAAAAAGGCCUGGCGUCAACUUGUCCGCGUCGACCCCGAACGUCACGUCACGUCACGUCAUGUCACCCUGCGGUUGCUACGACGACCACUGCCUCCAAACUUCCUUUCAAACACGUCAAUGAUGUCAUCGGCCUUGUGUGUGUGUGUGUGUAGUAUAUAGUAUAUAGUAUAUAUUAUGUACUAUAUACAUUUGUACAUGAUAAGUAGUUGUGGCAUCAGGAGUUAAAAAGCACAAGCUAGUACGCAUUUCACUGCCUUGUCCAGCAGGGGGCGUCGUUGACUUCUGUGUGGUCGGUUUCCCGCUUCCCAACUCAGCCGGCAACGAGAGUUUGUCCGCAAACCGCAAACCAAAAUGACUCCACUCAUUUUCCAAAAAAAAAAACAAAAAACAAAAAAACGGAAAAAAUGAGCAUUUGCUGUGUUUUUGUGUUCCUGCACUAACGUUCAAUCUCACGUGUCAUUGAGGGGAACUUUACGCCUGUUUUUUUUGUUUGUUGUUGUUGUUUGUUUUUAUAUAUUUUCCAUUGCGUUCUCCAAAGUAAGAAUGAUUCUGAGACGGAGGCCUCAGGAAAAAGAUUUCAUGGAUCUCCUUUUUGGUUUUUGUAUUUAAGCAAAAAAAAAAAACGGAUGUAUAAAAUAUGAUUCCCAGUUAUUUUUGUAAGCCCAAAGUUUUGUAAAAGGGGGGUAAAGAUUGUUUAUUGUUGGGGAUGACGAGCAUGCGGACGAGCUCGUCAUAGAGCGGUACACAGCUAACGGGAUUGCAUUGAAAAAAAAAAAUAUAUAUAUAUAUAUACUUAUAUAUAUUUAUAGCGAGAUCUCUUUAGGACUGUUUUGUUGCUUUCAUCCUUUGUGACCUUUUGUUUUUUUUUCUACAGCCAGCCAAUCCGUGCUCCACUAAAAGCAACGUUUCCUCCAAGCUAACGUUCUAUUUUUAUACUAAAAAUGUGGCAUGGGACUGGAAGUGUUGCAUGAACGCUAAACCAUGAAUCCAUCUUACCAGACGUGCGUUAUUUCUUUCUUCUGUUAUUGUUUCCUUGAAAGACGAAGAAACCCUGAGGCUGCGUGACCGUGCAAUCUGGACAGAAAGAUCACUUUUAAUGUUAUUAGGUUAUUAUUGUUAUUAUUAUUAUUUUUUUUUUGAAUAAAUUUUCAUUGUAUUUGAAGAAUGUUUCGCCUUUUCUGUUUAUGCACAAGCCACAGUCUCUACAGUGCAAAUAUCAUGUCAAAAAACUAGCAUUAUGAACUGUG